Glarea lozoyensis ATCC 20868 is the source of this 729-nucleotide messenger RNA. RefSeq lists its product as uncharacterized. The coding region runs from base 1 to 729 and encodes 242 amino acids. Gene Ontology annotation, molecular function: lipid binding. Lineage: Eukaryota; Fungi; Ascomycota; Leotiomycetes; Helotiales; Helotiaceae. The transcript has 2 exons. The record is from RefSeq and is a predicted model, not a curated record. Gene Ontology annotation, biological process: ubiquinone biosynthetic process. Gene Ontology annotation, cellular component: mitochondrial inner membrane.
AUGGCGACCAAACGACUCCUCCCCCUCACGCGGUUCACCCAACCUCUCCGCCGUCCAUACCACUCCUACACGCACCCCGCCCCCCCAGGUCCCUUCAACGAGAUCGAACGCAGCAUCCUCUCCAGCGCCGCAAAACAUAUCCCAUCGCAUGGCUUCACCAGCACAUCCCUAGCCCUCGGCUGUUCCGACGCAGGCUACAUCGCCGCGUCGACGAAUCUCUUCCCGAAAGCCGCGUUUAGUCUGGUGGAAUGGCAUUUACUGGCGCAGCGAGAGGCUCUGAAAGGGGAGGUGGAUGCUAUUGCAGGGGAUGGGGCGAAACCGAUGGGUGUGGGCGCGAAGGUUAAGGAGUUGACGUGGAGGAGGUUGAUGGGUAAUGAGGAGGUUAUACAUAGAUGGCAAGAGGCGUUAGCGCUGCUAGCCUCUCAUCCAAGUACCUCGAUCCACGAGCUAGCGCUGCUUUCGGAUGAGAUAUGGUUCCUCUCAGGCGAUGUCUCGGUCGAUACCUCUUGGUAUACGAAAAGAGCUUCUUUAUCGACGAUUUACGCUGCGACGGAAUUGUUCAUGACGACUGAUAAAUCGGUUGGAUUUCAGGAAACGAGGGAGUUCAUGGAACGGAGGUUUGAAGAUGGAAGAAGUAUAGGAAGCACGCUUGGAAGCGUCGGACAAUGGGUUGGGUUUACUGCACAUGCUGGACUAAAUGUUUUGAGAAGCAAGGGAGUCAGGAUAUGA